UCCUAAACAAAUAUUUCGUUUGAUAAUUAUACAUAAAAUUAACUUAUAUCAAUGAUAAAUUAUCAAUUAUGACUAUAAAAUUAUAUUUAAGAUUUAAAAAAAUGUGUCAAUUUGAACUUGCAGAAUAAUGAACAUUUAUUUAGCCAUUUUUACAUUAAUAUUUCUAUCACUUAAGAUUAUUAUUUGCGAUAACACUAAUGUUUGUAAUGGAAAUUUGAAUAAUGAAUAUGUAUUUUUAAGUACAUUAGAUGGAAAGGUAACUGCUUUAAACAUUGCUGAUGGUGGUAGAAAAGCAUGGGAACUAACUACUGAACCAGGAGCUCUCCUAUCUUCAAGUAUUGACCAAAUUGAGUUGUCUAAUCAUGAUCAUUGGACAAGAAUGAUUCCAUCAUUAAGUGGUAGCUUGUAUAAAUUUGAUGGAGAAACUCUGGAUCGUAUACCAUUUACAGUAGAUUCAUUGUUAAAGUCAUCCUUUCGAUAUAAUGAUGAUGUUAUCAUUUCGGGUGGCAAAGUAAGUCAAACUUAUGGUAUUGAUAUGGCUAGUGGUCAACUAUUAUAUGUUUGUGAUAUGGCUCAAUGCAAUAAUAUCACUACAGAUGAUUUGACUUCCUCAGAUAGUUGUAUUUUAGUUUUACAAAGACAAACUCAAACUGUUAGAUCAUCAGAACCUCAUAGUGGAAUAGAAAGAUGGAAUUUUAGUGUAGGACAACAUGACCUUAAGAUUAUAUCUGGAUUAAAUAAAUGUUAUCAAAUAACCAACCCUUCAUUAAAAAUUGAUUUUAAAGUAAAUAUUCCCAAUGGAAUUUUAUCUGCUUACUCAUAUGAUGAUCCAGAAAAGACUAUCUGGACACAUAAAUCUCAUUCGCCAAUAGUCAAUGUCUGGAAAUUUGAAAAUGGUAAAAUAAUUAAUCUUGACAUAUUUAAACAAGAUAAUAGUAUAGAUACAUUAGGUCCUUUAGUUUACCUGGGAAUGUAUAAAAAACAACUUUACAUUCAAGAAAAUGAAAGGUUUCUUGGAAUUAAUCCAUCUUCUCUUCAUCUACGCUCUUUUUUCAUUGAAGAAAAUAGUAAUAAUAAAUAUAAAAUUCCUUGGGAACCUAUACCAGUUUCAAGUCACUUGAUAUCAACUGAAUCUUCAGCUAUACAAACAGUUAAUGAUAAAAAUACUGCUAUAUCUGUUUUAUACACUUCUGGAUUCAUAGAUGGUAAUGGGUAUUUUCUUUAUGGUACAAAACAUCCUAAAAAAAUUGCUGACAAAGAAAAAACUAUUGAAAAAGAAAAUAACAGUGAUUUAAAAAGUAUAAACAAGUAUGGAGAUGAAAUUGAAGAAAUGCCCGUAGAAAUCAUUAUUGUAUCUUUGUGGUACUGGUGGAAAGAAGUAUUAUUCAUUAGUGUGUUGACUGCUAUUUUAAUAAAUAUAUUAAUUCCAGCACGUUUAGUUAGAUUAAUUACUUUACUCCGUAACCAAAAGAAAAAUGAAAUAAAUGACAUUAUAAAACAUAUCAAUAACACUACAGAGUGCAAAGAUUCGGGUGUUGAUGUAACAUCUGUUGAUUUUAUAAAUAAAGAACCACAUAUGACAUUAGAAUUUAAAUCUCGUUAUUUGCAAGACUUUGAACCAAUUAAUUGUCUUGGUAAAGGAGGUUUUGGCAUUGUAUUUGAAGCUAGAAAUAAAAUUGAUGAUUGUCAUUAUGCUAUUAAAAGAAUACCAUUACCUUCACAAGAAGAAUCCAGAAAUCGUGUGUUACGAGAAGUUAAAGCUUUAGCAAAAUUGGAUCAUCAGAAUAUUGUUCGAUACUUCAAUACUUGGCUUGAAGAACCUCCAACAGGUUGGCAAGAAAAACAUGACAGUAAUUGGAUUGAAAAAUCAUGUGAUGUUGAUAUCUGUAUUAGUACAAGAAGUGAUAAAGCACAAAAAAACCAACUAAAUCCAGGAAAACAACACAUGCGUUCCAAAAGUUUAUCAACAAUGAUAACUUUUUCACAGAGUAGUGGAAAACUUUCAGAAAUAUUAAAUAAUCCUAAAGCUCUAGUCAGUAAUUAUGAUCAUAGUGAUUCUUCAUUCAUAGUUUUUGAUAAUGAAACAAAUGAGAACAGCAUUAAAGAAUGUAUUUUAGAUAUUAGUUCUAGUAAUGUUAUUAAGAAUAGUAAUAGACGUAGAUAUAAGUCAGAAUGUGAUACUAAAAACAACAAGAAUAGUGAACGAAGAGCAGCAGCAAGACACUAUUUAUACAUACAAAUGCAACUGUGCCAUCAAAAUAGUUUAAGAGAAUGGCUCAAAGAUAAUACCACUAAUAGAAAUAUGAAUUAUAUACUAGACAUUUUUCGUCAAAUAGUCCAAGCUGUUGAGUAUGUACAUUUACAAGGAUUAAUUCACAGAGAUUUAAAACCUUCAAAUAUAUUCUUCUCUUUAGAUGGUCAAAUAAAAAUUGGCGAUUUUGGUUUGGUUACUGAAAUGAUUGAGUCGGAUGAAGGAGAUUCUUCUUAUGAUGGAAAAAAAAAGAAAUUUAAUGAGCAGCAUACAGACUUAGUAGGAACUCAACUUUAUAUGAGCCCUGAACAGUUAUUAGGUAUGUCAUAUAAUUACAAAGUAGAUAUUUAUUCUUUGGGAGUAAUUUUUUUCGAAUUGCUUAAUCCGUUUAACACUGAAAUGGAACGAUACCAAACAUUAACAAGAUUGAGGAAUAAUGUGUUUCCUCAAGAAUUUUCUAAUAAAUUUAAGAAUGAAUAUGAUCUAUUAUGCUUAAUGUUAUCGCCAAAACCAAAUUUACGACCAACAACAUUUGGAAUUAGAGCUAGACCACCUUUAAAAUCAUCUUUAGAUAUAUCAGUAGAUCUUGCACUGAUUGAUUCUAGUUAUCAUUUUGAUCUUCAAAUCAAAAGACGUCAACUUUCCAAUCAAUUUACUUCUCAAAAUAAGUAAACUUUUAAUAUUUUAUAAAUAAAUUUAUACAAACUUUAUGAUUUAUGUUUUUAUUUUUAUUGUAUAGUACUUUUGUUUAAGUAUUAUAUUUAUUAUUUAUAAUUAAAAAUGUUAUUAUUAAAGUAUUAUGAAGUAUAAUGUAUGUAA
Molecule: messenger RNA, 3070 nt
Organism: Daktulosphaira vitifoliae (grape phylloxera)
Lineage: Eukaryota; Metazoa; Arthropoda; Insecta; Hemiptera; Phylloxeridae
Gene: PEK
Product: eukaryotic translation initiation factor 2-alpha kinase
Exons: 15
Coding region: 128-2923 (931 amino acids)
Biological process (GO): protein phosphorylation
Molecular function (GO): protein kinase activity; ATP binding; protein binding
Source: RefSeq, a predicted model, not a curated record